UAUUUUAAGUACACUUAAUUAUCUCACUAAAUGAAGUACCUUUUUAGAAAUCUUAUUUAUGGAAACAUGUGUGCUAUAAAACAUUCAAGUUCAAUCACUUAAAUUUUUCUCAUAUUUUUUCAUAUGCUUCUUUUAGUUUCAUGGGUUCCUGUGGGUAUUUGGACUUUGAAUCAGAAGACUUGACUCUGUCAGUUAAUAUAUAAGUUCCACCUGGCUUUUCAGAGCAUUGCUUUAUUUAAAAUGGGUUUGAAAACACUCUACUUAUCCCACAGCACUCUUUUGAGGAUCAAAUGAGACAAAAUAUGUUAAUUCACUUUGUAAUAGUAAAUAAGCUAUUGCUAUUCCCUUGAAAGAAAAUUUCAAAAAACAAACUCUUUUAAGAGAAUUUACUGAUAUCACUUAAUACGCAUUAUCUUCAUUUCCAAAUCUCUUCCUUUUUCAGAUAUCUUCCUAUAUAACAGAGUAAAACUGAGAGAAAGAAAAAGCAGAUCAGCAAAACUAAGAAAUAUAUUGACCAAAUCUGACAGAGUAUUCAAUAUUCAGUAGUAAUAGUUCAUCUCUAUAGAGAAUAAAAGAAGGAGAUGAAGAAAAAGAAAAAAAAAAAAAGAAACUUCCUAAAGUUUUUGCCACAAUACAGUAUAGGAAUUUUAAUUUAUCCAUAUUUUACAGGUAUUAUCAGAAAGUCAAAAACCAUUUAUCAAACACUAACUGUGAAGUAAGCACUAUGCUAAGCAUUAGUGAUACAAAGAAAAAAUUACACACACACACACACACACACACAGUCCCUACCUUACCAAGCCCAAGGGGCUCACAUACUAGUGAGGUAGACUACAUGAAAAAAAAGUUGUACGUACAGGAUAAAUUCAGUGGAAGGCAGAUGGAAGGUGAUCUCAGAAGUAAGGCACUAAAACCUGUAGAAGAUAAGAUUUGGUCUGAGAAGUGAAAGAAUUCAACAGGUUGGAGUGAGGAGGCAGUGAAAUAGGCACAGGGAUUCAAAAUGUUCUAAGAAAAAACUAAGAAAUGAGAAAAUGAGAAAGUCAGUGCGUCUGGAUCAAAAAAUGUGUGGAUAGUGGAGAAGUAAAAUGUUUUAAGCCUGAGAAAGUAAGGAGAGGCUAGUGAAAGGCUUUGAAUGCCAGAGUAUAUUUGAUCCUUAAGGCAAUAGGAAGCCACUGGAAUUUAUUGAAUAAAAGGAUAAAAUAGUCACACUUCUAUGUUAGGAAAAUCAGUUGAAUAGAGAAUGUAUUGGAGUGGGCAAAGAAUUGAGCCUUUUAGAAGGCAAUUGCAAUAGUCCAGGGAAGAAUGAUAAGGAAUUGUACCAGAGCAGCAUCUGUUGCAAAUAUAAAGAAAAGAAAGCAUAAGAGGAAUUCUGUGAAUGUGAAAACAGGAAGAUUUGGCAAGAAAUUGGCUAUAUGGAGUGAAUAUGAGAAAGGAGUGAAAGAUGACACUAGUUACAAGCCUAAGUGACUGAGAAGACAGUGAUACCAGUCAUAGUAAUAAAGAAAUUUGGAGGAAGGGAAGGUUUUGGGGAAAAAAAGAUAAUGAAUUCAAUGGUGCACAUGUGGAGUUUUGAGAUGUUUUGAGUUUUGAGAUGAAGUAUUAAUUUAAGAUGUCCAAAAGGCAGUUGUUAAUGUGAUACUGGAGUCCCAGAGAGAUAUUAGGACUGAAUACCUAGAUCUGGGAAUUCUUUGCAUUUAAACUCAUUGGAGAUAAUAUGAUCACUAAGCAAGAGAGUACAGAGAGAGAAGAGGAAAGAGAGCCUAAAACAGACCAUUGGGGAAUAUUUACAAUUAGUGGGCAUGUUGAUAAGGAUACAAAAAAGGAGACUUUAGGUAGAACAAUCAGGAAAAUUAGCAGUAUCAUGAAAAUCUAGAAAAGAAAAAGUAUCCAGAAGGAAAGAUUAAAAGUAUCAAAUAAUAGCCUUUAUGUAGCAUCUUAAGUUUUGGGGGGAAAAAAAUAUGUUAACUCCUUUGAGCAAAAAGAUAAAGGACUAUGGAGAGGUCAAGAUGGGUGUGAAGACAUGGACUUGUCUAUAGGCAGCAGGGAAGAAGCCAGUAUAUAGUGAGAGAUUGAAGAUUAGAAAGAACUGAAAUGAAAGAAGGGGACAGUCUUCUAGAUGGAACAGGACAGGGUGGGAUCAGGGGUACAGGUGGAGAGGGUAGUUCCAUCUCUUAAUGAGAAAUGGGAGUGAAGGAAGAGAUAGGGACAAAGAAAGAUAACUGGGUGAUGAAAGAGGAAGGGUGAAAAUGGUGCUCUUGUCAAAGGGCCUCAAGUUUUUCAAUUAAAUAUAACAGGGGUCAUCAGCUGAAGAAGUAAAGGAAGAGGUGCCAUUGGAAGCUCAAAGAGGGAGAAAAAGAUUUGAAAUAGCUGUUGUGAUGAGGGGGAACGUGAAUUACCUUAUUGCUAUAAGGCCUAUUUGAGAUCAUAAAACUUGACCCAGUUAGUCAUGAUUUUCUCAUAUUGUCCUUUUCAACAUAUUCAUUACAAUAAUGAUAUCAGCUCUUAUUACUAGUGAGUAACAAAAAUGGAUAACUGUAAAAUCAGAGAACUAGAAUUUUAGAUAGAUAUAUAAUUUUUAGGGGCUUUUGGUUUUGGGUUUUGGUUUUUUUUCCCAAUUUGACCACAAUACACUUUCCUUUAGUCUUGACCCAUGUUUCAAGUUCUGAACAACUAAUUUAUAGGUUGAUUUAUACUGUUUUCAAAAUUCAGCCAAGGGUGAAUAGUACCAUGCUAAAAAUUUAACUUGCAAAUGCAAAAUAUAGAGGACAGCAUAAAACAUCUACCAAGAUCACAUCCCAAACUCCCUGAGAUAGAUCUCCAGCAGGGAUUCCCUGCUGGCAACAGAAUAAAUAACAGGAAUAUGGAGGUAUAGAGUUAAUAUACUGUAAAUAUAAAUCUCAACUUAACUUGGUUUGCUUAAAAUGUCAAUAAAAGCCUUCUCCUAUAAAAACAAACAAAAAAUAGUUUUUUCAGAGACUAGCUUUUGCUGUACCCAAGGUUUUUUAGUCUCUCCACUUUGUCCUAUCCUGAAUCCUUGGUUCAUUUAAUUAAUUCAUCCAGUUCAGAUUCGCCAUAUAAUCCAUUCUAGAGAUGGAAAGAAGGAAAACAGCAAUUGAGGACUGUUAAAAAAGGAGAGCAGAAAGUACAAGUCUUCCCCUUAUAUACCUUGCUUAUCAUGACUUUGUCCUUUUCCAUGUUUAACAUACUGAAAGAGGAAGAUCAACUAGCUUAUUUUAAAUCAUUUUUGUGCAGAAAUUUUGUAAUCCCUCAUAUAAAUUCCUUCUUAAAGUGGGGGGUUGGGAGUGAAGUUAGAGGUGAAAGAGACUACAAUGGAUAACUUGAAUAAAAAAAUGCGAACAUCUCUUAAAAUCUGGAAGGAAGAUUGCUAAAGUCUCAAGGGAAGUAAAAUAAAAGAAAGGAUGAGGAAUAAUAUUUCAGACUUUGUUAUAUUAUAAAGUAGUAAUCAAUACUAUUUGGUGAUAAUUUUAAAAAAUGGAAGAGUCAGUCUAUGGAACAUACUAGAUAAGAAAAAAUCAGAAAUAAUUUUAACUCAGUAAAUUUCAGAGUAAAUGCCCAGUGCGAGUAAAUUUCAGAACACAAACUACCUUGAAAAAUUCCAAGGUAUUUUUGGAAUUUCUGGGAAAACUGAGAAAUAAUUUGGCAGAAAUUAGUUUACAUAAACAUCUUACCUCAUAUGCCACAAUGAACUCAAAAAUGGAGAACAAAAACUAAAUAUUUAAGGUCAAACCAUAAAAACAAACUUAAAAGCACUUAACUACCCUUCACAUACUUAUUACUUCUCAGCGAGGUAAAUUUACCCACCCACAUGUACUCCAUCAAACCAACAUUCACCUGGGAACGCAUACUAAUAGCACUGCACCUUUUACCCCUUCUUAUUAUCUCUAUUAGCCCUAAAUUCAUUCUCGGCCCAAAAUACUGCAAAUAUAGUUUAAUAAAAACAUUAGAUUGUGAAUCUAAAUAUAGUGUUUGAGGGAAAUUUUUUCUUUCUUUUUUUUGGUUUCAUUUUGUUUAUUCAAUAUUUUAUUUUUUCCCAGUUACAUGUAAAGCAAUUUUUAACAUUUGUGUUUAAAACUUUGAGUUCCAGAUUCUGUCUCUUCCUCCCUCCUUAACCCUCUCCUCCAUUAAGCCUUCUGUGAAGGUUAUUCAGUGAAGUUAUGUAAAACAUUUCCAUAAGUCUUGUUGUGAAAGAAAAUAUAGAUUUCUCACCCCCUUUUCCCCCAGGGAAAAAAAAAACUUGGGAAAAAAUAAAGUAAAAAAAAAAAAAAAGUAUGCUUCAAUCUGUAUUUAGACACAAUCAGUUCUUUCUCUGGGUAUGAACAGCAUUUUUCAUCACAAGUCCUUCAGAGUAGUCUUGGAUCACUCUGUUGCUGAGAAUAGCAAAGUCACUUACAGCUGAUCAUCCUACAACAUUGCUAUUACUUUCUAUUACAUUUCAUUUUGCAGGGGCUCAUGGAAGACUUUCCAAGUUUUUCUGAGAGCAUUCUAUUCAUCAUUUCUUAUAGAAUAAUAGUAUUCCAUCAUAAUAAUAUACUGAAGUUUAUUCAGCCAUUCCCCUCUUGAUGGGCAUCUUGAGGGGAAAUUUCUUAACUAAGCAAGGGAUAUCUUGAUCACAGAAGACAAAAAAAAAGUUUCUGUUGCAUGAUAUUUAAAAGCUCUUACAUUAACAAUUUAUACAGGUCAUUAAGAAAGGAAGCUUGUCACUUGGGAAAAAUCUGAAUCAGAUAUUUCUGCCGAGGGUCAUAUAUCCAAUAUAUAGGUAACUAACAUAACUAUAUAAGACUAAAAGCUAUUUCUUAAUGAUAAUGUUCCAAGGCUAUAGACAAUUCACAAAAGAAUUGCAAACUAUUAAUAAUUAUUCAAAAUCAGUAAUAAUAAGAGAAAUGCUGACAGAAGCUGCUUUAACCAUACCCUCAGCAAACUGGCAAAGAUGACGAGAUGAGAAUAGUUAUGGAAAGAUAGACAACACUGUUGCACUAUCUUUGGAGCUGUAAAUUGGUCCAACUAUUCUUGAAUUUCAAACCGUGCUACCUAGAGCUCCAACUCUAGGCAUAUGCCCAUAUGCUAAAAUAUUCAUAACAGUACAGUGUCUUUGUUUUUUAAUUGGCUAAGAACUAGAAAUAAAGCAGGUUCCCAUCAAUUGAACAAGGCUGACUAAACAUGGUGCAUGAUAUAAUGGAAUAUAAUGAUAUUGUUAAAAAAAAAAAGAUGAAUAUCUGAAGGUCUGCAGAUAAUAUUGGACUUGGUUGAUAUGUUUGCUAGUUUUGUUGAUUUGUUUUAUUCUUUGUUAUAAGGAACUGAUCUGAUCUUUCUGGAUCUCCUGAUUUAGGCAGCAUGACAAAAAUGGAAAUAUGUUUAGAAAAAUUACAUAUUUAACCUAUAUCAGAUGGUUUGCUGUCCAGAGGAGAGAGAGGGUGGGAAAGAAGGAGAAAAAUUUGGAACACAAGGUUUUGCAAAGCUGUGUUUUCCGGGAAGAACCAGCAGUUAUAUGGCUCACGUUUGACAACAUGCACCACCAGUGGCUUCUGUUAGCUGCGUGCUUUUGGGUGAUUUUCAUGUUUAUGGUUGCCAGCAAGUUCAUCACUUUAACCUUUAAAGACCCAGAUGUGUAUGGUUCCAAACAAGACUUCCUGACAACUAUGCCAGAAUUAGAAAAGUGGAGAGAUGAGAAACACUUGCCUACAGAACUAAAGCCAACUGGGAAAGUGCUUUCAGGAAACCGGCUUAACCAGCCCAUGGUCCACCUGGAGCGUCUGGAACUUCUCAAAAAUGUCUGCCGAGAUGCUGCUCUGAGGAAUCUCUCACACACCACAGUCUCAAAAUUUGUCUUAGACCGAAUAUUUGUCUGCGACAAACACAAGAUCCUCUUCUGUCAAACUCCCAAAGUGGGCAAUACACAGUGGAAAAAAGUUCUAAUUGUUUUAAAUGGAGUUUUUCCUUCCAUUGAAGAGAUCCCAGAAAAUGUAGUACAUGACCAUGAAAAAAAUGGCCUACCACGUUUGUCUUCUUUCAGUGACUCUGAAAUUGAGAAACGCUUGAAAUCAUACUUCAAAUUUUUUAUCGUAAGAGACCCCUUUGAAAGACUCAUUUCUGCUUUUAAGGACAAGUUUGUACAUAAUCCUAGGUUUGAGCCUUGGUAUCGGCAUGAGAUAGCUCCUGGAAUCAUUAGAAAAUAUAGAAAGAAUCGAACAGAAACCAGGGGUCUUCAAUUUGAGGACUUUGUGCGUUACCUGGGGGACCCAAACCAUAGGUGGUUAGAUCUUCAGUUUGGGGACCACAUAAUUCAUUGGGUAACGUAUGUAGAACUUUGUGCACCUUGUGAAAUAAACUACAGUGUGAUUGGACAUCAUGAGACUUUGGAGGAAGAUGCUCCAUAUAUUCUGAAGGAAGCUGGGAUUGACCAUCUAGUAUCUUACCCAACAAUUCCUCCAGGCAUUACUGUGUAUAACAAAACCAAGGUGGAACACUACUUCUUGGGAGUAAGCAAAAGAGAUAUACGCCGUCUAUAUGCACGUUUUGAAGGAGACUUUAAGCUCUUUGGGUAUCAGAAGCCAGAUUUUUUGCUAAACUGAUGCCUGAGACCGUGAAGAGAGAAGUGUCUUCCUUAAACCAAGGGAUAUCCAGCUGUAUACCUGAACCCAGAACUAGUUUCCUGAACUGCACCUUCAUUUUGUAAAAUUCCUAAUGAAUAACAAUUGGCCAGUUGUUAGCUCUUUGGCAUGUGAAAUGGGACCUCUCCUAAUAGCCAUUCUUCAUUUGUGCAUAAAGGGGCACUGAGUGGCUCUAUGGUAAUCAGGACAUCCCUGGCCUCCCAUUCCCCCCAGGAAUAAAAAUAAGAAUUUAAUCUGCAAAGGGGGACAGAGGUUGAGGAAAAUAAUACAAUUUUAAGAGUGGUUUUAGACAGCAAUUGAAGAGAAAGUCUUAAUCUCUAAUGAAUUAAUGGAUUGUAGGUGGAAUUGUCAUUUCUGAGUUGCCAGUAAUGGUACCUAGUGUUGACAGGAAGAAUAGAGAAGUUAACAGGCUGCAAAAAUUGUAAAGACUAAAAUUUGAUGACAAAAUUAUACUUCUGGGUUUCAAUUUUUUCCUUUUUAUUUCUAUAAGAACUAAGGGAAGACUCAUUUUUUUGUUUUGUUUUUUUUUUUUUUCAUAACUACAUUGGAGAGAAUUUGACUUCUCUCCCACUCCAACCCAGUUAUAUCUCAAAAAGCAAUUUCAGGAGAUUUUUUUUAAUAGAGAAAAUGCACCUGUGCAAUGAUGUUCUAAAUGCUGAACAUUUGUUGGCCAGUAAGUUUACUUAAUCCAGUCCAAGAAUCCCAAAGUUGAUAGUGUUAGAUGCUUGAGAUGAAAGGGAGAAUGCAGUUCCUCUCUCUAUAUAAAGGGGAAUUCUUGUUAGACAUUAAAGAAAGUUUAGAAUGAUUUUUUAAAAAUUUUUUGGAUUUUGAAUUCAGGCUUCGCUCUGGGUUUAAUAAAUAUUGUCCUGACACUGUUUUCUUUGAACAUUGUGCCCAUUAGCAACCAAUAUUUGAAUGCCCUAUUCUGAACAAGGGCAGUGUAUUAAGUAUGAGGUGCUUGGUAGGUUCUCCUACUACUUAUUCCAAGGUGCCUCUCCUGGUCCUAGGUUUGCUCUGUCAAUGUAUUAGGAGGGCAAGGAUGUUUUUUUUUGUCCUUACCUUGGAUCUCAGCAAAAUGCCCUCGAGUGGGACCAUGGCUUCUACUUGCAUUUCUAAAAGUUGUGAGUUUGAGUUCACCAGCAAUAAAAUCCAGCAAUGUUAAAUUGUUUAAUGGCCCUUGUAGAGGGAAGAUUGUCCUUAACAAUUUUAGCAGUAUCAGAAUAGACCUCUGUGGUGCAAGAGGCAACAGGCAGAGGAAAACCCUCACUUCUAGGGUGUCAGCCUUUGUCUAGCUAUUGGAGGGGAAUGAAUGGAAUGUGUUCAGAUCUUAUUAUUGCCACUAUAUCUAAAGAAAUACCCUAGGGAGGAAAGGGGAAAGUCCUCAGAGAUGAGCCAUAUACUACCCCAUCUAAAGGUAGGGUUUAAAAAAUGGGGGGGGGGGGAAGAGAUUCUUUCUAACAAGUGAAGUAGCAAAAAUAAGUUGACUCCUAUUGUUGAGGCGGCUGUCUUCUUUCUCUGUCCCCCAUCUCUCUCUCUCUCCCUUCUUCCUUCUCUUGUCCUUCCUUCUCCUCCUCCUCUUUCUCUGUCUCUGUCUCUCUCUCUGUCUCUUUCUUUCUGACUCUGUCUCUCUGUCUCUCUCCUUCUCUCCUUCUCCUCCCCCUUUCUUUUCCUCUCCCUUCCCCCCACCCUUUUUCCCUUUCUCUCCUAUCUUUUUGUCACUGAAAAGACUGAUGACUGUGGUAAAGAAAUCACUUAAACCUUAGAUGUAAUAGGACUUGGAGGUUAGCUGUAAAUGCUAUUUUCUUGCCUGCUGGGGGCAUUCUCCAUAUCCUAUCUGUCACCUGCCCUUUAAAUAGUAUUGGAUAUGUGGGUAUGAUGUGCAAGGAUGUCAAAUGACACCAGUGAUGGCAAGAGAGAUGCAGGCAGCAAGGUGGGUGAUGAACUUGAGUUUAAAUUCUGACCUGUGUGACACAGCCCCAGUAGGUGCCAGUUUCCUGAUCUGUACAGUGAAGGGGUUGAACCAGUAGUGUGUGAGGUCCCCUCCAUUUCCAAAGGAUUCCAUGAUCUUUACAACCAGCCACACAAGUUGUCCUGAUGGCAUCUUAUGGAAGCAAGAAUGGGCCUCAAUACUUGAGAAAAGAAAGAAAAAUUAGAUUUAAAAUAUGUGCCAAACCUGACAUGUGCUGCAGCUCAGAAAAAGGUAAUAUAAUAGCUGAAAGUCAUUCCAGACACAUCUUGACACACUAAUUGGUCUAAGGGAAGAGCAUUCAACUGACUAUUGUUAACUGGUGGGUCUAAAGUAGCAAAAGCUUAAAUGCUACUAUGUGGUCAUUGGGCCUUUUUGGGUUGGUUUUGUUCGGUUUGGUUUGGUUUUGUUUUUUGACAGAUGCAAUUACAGAGUUAUAGACUUGUUAGUCCUUAACAGUUGUGCAAGGAUGUAACCCUUCAGUUAUUUUUAUAUGAAGUCUUAGCCAAGUCCAUUGUUGAAUACUUUCAGAUCUAAUGACUUGAUCGAUUACCUCUUUGCUGACUUAAAAUGUAACAAUGUGAAUAAUGUUAUUGUGAAUUAAGGCCUUAAGGUUCGUCCUAAUAAAAAAAAAAAAAAAAAGGAAAAACAAAAGAUAAACUUUUCUUUCUAAAAUA
Messenger RNA from Antechinus flavipes (yellow-footed antechinus), 9269 nucleotides. RefSeq names its product carbohydrate sulfotransferase 10 (gene CHST10). The transcript is spliced from 6 exons. Gene Ontology annotation, biological process: proteoglycan biosynthetic process; carbohydrate biosynthetic process. The record is from RefSeq and is a predicted model, not a curated record. Bases 5367 to 6587 code for a protein of 406 amino acids. NCBI's taxonomy places the organism in Eukaryota, Metazoa, Chordata, Mammalia, Dasyuromorphia, Dasyuridae. Gene Ontology annotation, cellular component: membrane. Gene Ontology annotation, molecular function: sulfotransferase activity.